Messenger RNA from Camellia sinensis, 1060 nucleotides. RefSeq lists its product as uncharacterized. The record is from RefSeq and is a predicted model, not a curated record. Lineage: Eukaryota; Viridiplantae; Streptophyta; Magnoliopsida; Ericales; Theaceae.
AAGAACCCUUCUUUCUCAUCUCUCUCAAGUUCUCAAAACCCAUCAAAAACCCUCAAUUGCUCUCUCUCUCUCUCUCUCUCUCUCUUAAUCAAUCCCAAAAAUCAUGAGUUCAUUCAACAGCACCCCCAACUUUGACAACCUUCUCUUCCAAACCCUAAUGGGCAGACUCCAAAUCCGGCCCCCUAAUCUCCACUCAUCAUCACCAUUCCUCAACCAAACCCUAGAAGACCUUCUCUUCGACACCUCCAAUCUCUCCGACACCGACGAUGACAACGACAACAACAAAACCCAACUCGCCAAAGAAGAAUCCAAGCUCGAAAAGGAGCUAAUCCGAACCAUCCUCAGCGGCAAAAUCGAAUCCCUGAAACCCAAUUCAGGCCAAGCCGUUACAAUCAACGAACACCAUAUAUGUGUUGGGUUUCACCAAGACACUGGAUCGGAUUACAGGGUUUGGGAGUGGCAUGGUCAUAUAAUGUUGUUUGAUGAUGAAAAUGGGUAUACUCCUGAGUAUAUAUAUGGGAAUUAUUUUGAGAGAAUUCAGGCUAAGUCUGUUGAUGUUGUUGUUGCCAAUGAGGAUGAUGAAAAAGUUGAUGAGAAGGAGGAGAAAAUGGGUAAUUUGGGAUUGAGGGAAUUGAUUGGAUCGGAUGAUUCGGGCGGUAGCCGGAUACUUCAUCGCAAUAUGAACGCUGGGUCUCCCAGGUAUUAGUUGGUGUUGAGUGAGAGAGUGAGCAAAGAAGGCCUGGAUAUCGAAGAGGAAGGUUGCACACAGAUUUUGCUUUGGUUCAUUACUUCAAGAUCAAAUAAAGUGCUUGACCUUUUUUGUUGAUAAUCUUUGAGCACUUUGAAGGUUUCAAGUUGCAUCUCUUUGUUGUUUUAUAUUCUCUAAAAUUCCAACCUGAACCAAAUGAUAUACUAGAAUUUAAGGAAACAACAAACCUUCUUUGUUAAGAUUGAAGUUCUUUGUAGUAGUUUUCUUAAUGAAGCAGCAGAACCAAUUGUCUGCAUUAUUUUGUUGAUCUACUUGUCUUUGGCUUCUUAUCACAUAAUGUUAUGUUUUAUA